AUGGACUAUUGCAAAGAUGUUCAGCAGAUGGUGCUGAUUAAAGAAGAAGCUCCUGAAGUACGGAUUCUUGGUGUGGACCAACAGGAUCCAGAGACCCUCAACAUAAAGGAGGAAGAGGAGGAACUGUGGACCAAUCAAGAGGGAGAGCAGUUUUGUGUGAAAAAAGAGACUGAUGACACUGGGUUUGCAUUCACUGCUGUUCCUUUGAAGAGUGAGGAAGAUGAAGAGAAACCUCUGUUUUUACAGCUUCAUCAGCACCAAGUAAAAGAGGACGAUCUUCCAACCAGCAGCACAGCUGACCAGAUGAAAGCAGCAACUGGUGGAGAGGACUGUGAAGGAACAGAGACUACCAGGAACCCAGAACUAAAUACUUAUGGAGAUGAUUGCAGCUCUUCAGAGACUGAAGUCAGUGAGGAUGAUGAAGGUGAUGAUGUGAAUGACUCUGACUCUCAGCUAAAAUACUUUUCAGACUCUGGGUCAGAACCUGAAGAUGGUGACAAAGACUGGAAGGAGAGCAGAGCUCCUGAGUCAGACGUAAACACCGUCAAGAAGUCUUGCAGCUUCACUGAGCAUGGGAAACAAUUUCACAAGAAAAGUCAGUCAAUGAUGUCUUCAAGUUGUUUGGUUGUCAAGGAAUGUUUUGAAGUGAAGAAAAGUGGAUGCUCAGUCGAGAAAAAAACGUCAAGACAGAACUCAUUUAGUUGUGAAGACUGUGGAAAAAGAUUUUACACAAAGAGUAAUCUAAAGACACACAUGAUAAUUCACACAGGACAGAAAGCAUUUGUUUGUGAUCUUUGUGGACAAAGGUUUGGAUAUAAAUCAACUUUAAACACACACAUGAUAGUUCACACAGGACAGAAACAGUUUAGUUGUGAAGACUGUGGAAAAAGAUUUAACAGAAAGAGUAAUUUAAAGACACACAUGAUAAUUCACACAGGGCAGAAAACAUUUGCUUGUGAUCUUUGUGGACAAAGAUUUGGACGUAAGUCAACUUUAAACGCGCACAUGAUAGUUCACACAGGACAGAAAAGGUUUAGUUGUGAAGACUGUGGAAAAAGAUUUACCACAAAGAGUCAUCUAAAGAAACACAUGAUAAUUCACACAGGGCAGAAAGUAUUUGUUUGUGAUCUUUGUGGACAAAGGUUUGGACAUAAGUCAACUUUAAACACACACAUGAGAGUUCACACUGGACAGAAACAGUUUAGUUGUGAAGACUGUGGAAAAAGAUUCAACACAAAGAGUCAUCUAAAGUCACACAUUAUAAUUCACACAGGACAGAAAGCAUUUUUUUGUGAUCUUUGUGGACAAAGGUUUGGAUAUAUGUCAACUUUAAACAGACACAUGAUAGUUCACACAGGACAGAAACGGUUUAGUUGUGAAGACUGUGGAAAAAGAUUUAACACAAAGAGUAAUCUAAGGGCACACAUGAUAAUUCACACAGGACAGAAAGCAUUUGUUUGUGAUCUUUGUGGACAAAGGUUUGGACAGAAGUCACAUUUAAACUCGCACAUGAUAGUUCACACAGGACAGAAAGCAUUUGUUUGUGAUCUUUGUGGACAACUGUUUGGACGGAAACUGUUUCUGUGA
Messenger RNA from Nematolebias whitei (Rio pearlfish), 1587 nucleotides. Its product is annotated as gastrula zinc finger protein XlCGF57.1-like. The record is from RefSeq and is a predicted model, not a curated record. Gene Ontology annotation, biological process: regulation of transcription by RNA polymerase II. Gene Ontology annotation, molecular function: DNA-binding transcription factor activity; RNA polymerase II cis-regulatory region sequence-specific DNA binding. NCBI's taxonomy places the organism in Eukaryota, Metazoa, Chordata, Actinopteri, Cyprinodontiformes, Rivulidae. The transcript is spliced from 4 exons. The coding region runs from base 1 to 1587 and encodes 528 amino acids.